AUGGCCGAUAAUGCUGCUGCACAUGAUGACGAUGAUUUCCAGACAGGUGAUGCUGGAGCAUCAGAAACAUAUCCUCAACAAUGCUCAGCUUUACGUAAAAAUGGCUAUGUUAUGUUAAAAAGUCGUCCAUGUAAAAUCAUGGAAAUGUCAACAUCCAAAACUGGCAAACAUGGACAUGCUAAGGUUCAUAUGGUUGGUAUUGAUAUUUUUACAGGAAAAAAAUACGAAGAUAUUUGCCCAUCAACACAUAAUAUGAGUGUGCCCAAUGUUAAACGUGUUGAAUAUUCGUUAAUCGAUGUUGAUACCGAUGGCUAUGUUUCAUUGAUGGAUGAUAGUUCGGAAACACGUAGUGAUAUUAAACUUCCCGAAGGCGAACUAGGUCAAGAAAUUAGAGCUAAAUUUGAAGGUGGAGAAGGACUUAAAGUUACGGUACUUCAAGCCCUCGGCGAAGAAGCAAUUAUGUCAUACAAAAUAGAACAAGAGUCAAAAAAAUAA
Molecule: messenger RNA, 495 nt
Organism: Rotaria socialis
Lineage: Eukaryota; Metazoa; Rotifera; Eurotatoria; Philodinida; Philodinidae
Source: the annotation of a GenBank genome assembly